Penicillium paradoxum is the source of this 771-nucleotide messenger RNA. RefSeq names its product dienelactone hydrolase family protein. The record is from RefSeq and is a predicted model, not a curated record. Gene Ontology annotation, molecular function: hydrolase activity. NCBI's taxonomy places the organism in Eukaryota, Fungi, Ascomycota, Eurotiomycetes, Eurotiales, Aspergillaceae. The annotation marks the transcript as partial. The transcript is spliced from 4 exons.
UCUCCAAACCUCAUCACCCCAAUUUCAUCAAAAUGGCCUCUAACCCCCCCCGCUGCCUGCUGUGCCUCUGGCUUCAAGCACGAAGGUACUCCUCUUGGCGAGAUCAAGAACAUCGACGGAGUUAACACCUACAUCGCCUACCCCAAGGAUAACAAGACUCCCGAGAAGGCCAUUAUUUACAUAACCGACGUUUUCGGCAUCUUCCCCAAUUCCCAGCUGCUCGCUGACGAGUAUGCCAACAAUGGUUACCUGACCAUCAUGCCGGAUAUUCUCCAGGGUGACCCGAUUAGCGUCAGCGAUAUGGAAUCUGGCAAGGCCGAUCUGCCCGCAUGGCUUCCCAAGCACCAGAUCGCGGACGUCGAGCCCGUCAUUGACUCGACUCUCAAGUACGUUCGUGAGACUCUGGGCGUGAAGAGAGUUGGUGCUGUGGGUUACUGCUUCGGCGGUAAGUACGUCACCCGCUACCUCCAGCCCGGCAAGAUUGACGCCGGCUUCAUUGCCCACCCCUCGUUCGUUACCCACGAGGAACUCGGUGCCAUUAAGGGCCCCCUUUCCAUCGCCGCUGCCGAGGUCGACGCCAUCUUCACUACUCAGCUGCGCCACGAGUCCGAGGAGACUCUUAUCAAGGCCGCUCAGCCCUGGCAAAUUAACCUGUUCAGUGGAGUCAGCCACGGCUUCGCUGUCCGCGGUGAUCUCAGCGAUCCUAAGCAGAAGUGGGCCAAGCAGCAAGCCUUCUGCCAGGCCAUCGGCUGGUUCAACGAGUACCUGUAA